This is a messenger RNA of Babesia bovis T2Bo, 317 nucleotides long. RefSeq lists its product as uncharacterized. The record is from RefSeq and is a predicted model, not a curated record. The transcript is spliced from 2 exons. Lineage: Eukaryota; Apicomplexa; Aconoidasida; Piroplasmida; Babesiidae. The coding region runs from base 18 to 275 and encodes 85 amino acids.
UCUAAAUCAAUGAUCUAAUGGAGAAAUUUCCAUUCUAUAACACAGAGCCUAAGGCCAGGCUCGCGAAGUUAAGGGAGCACUUUAACAAAUUUGAAGAGGAAUCUAGCUCAAUAACGAUAGAGCAGGAGCUCCAGAAGUAUCGCGAUAACAUUACUCAGGCACUGAACACAGUCAUAUCGGAUAAACAAGUGCUCAUUAAAUGCGGUGAUAAGCUGUUAUUAGAAGUAGAUUCGGGGUGUGUCAAGGAGUUGUUGGAACACAUAAAGGAUGUGUGAUCACUGUCAAGGAACAUAACUUAUCGCACUAGACACUAGUUA